UCCAGCGGGACCAAUCUGGUGGGGGCAGUGUUUAUAAAAGACCCCCUGGUCCCGGGGCCAGGAGCUCCUGCCAGCCCCCAAGCCCUGCUGAGCUCCAGCACUGCUCUACAGCCCGUCCCGAUGGCGCUGUCCCAGUUUCCCCCCUUGUCGGCCACGGAGCUGCUCUUGGUCUCUGCCAUCUUCUGCCUGGUGUUCUGGGCCGUCAGGACCUGGAAGCCUCGCGCCCCCAAAGGCCUGAAGAACCCCCCAGGGCCCUGGGGCUGGCCCCUGCUGGGCCACAUGCUGAUGCUGGGGAAGAACCCGCACCUGGUUCUGUCGAAGCUGAGCCAGCGUUACGGGGACGUGCUGGAGAUCCGCAUUGGCAGCAUCCCGGUGGUGGUGCUCAGCGGCCUGGACACCAUCCGGCAGGCGCUGGUGCGGCAGGCAGAUGACUUCAAAGGCCGGCCCGACCUCUACACCUUCACCCUGGUCACUGAUGGCCAGAGCAUGACCUUCAACCCAGACUCGGGCCCGGUGUGGGCCGCCCGCCGGCGCCUGGCCCAGAAUGCCCUGAACACCUUCUCCAUCGCCUCCGACCCGACAUCCUCAUCCUCCUGCUACCUGGAGGAGCACGUGAGCAAGGAGGCUGAGGUGCUUGUGGGCAGGUUGCAGCAGCUGACGGCCGAGACCGGGGGCUUUGACCCCUACAGCCAGGUGGUGAAGUCAGUGGCCAAUGUCAUCGGCGCCAUGUGUUUUGGCCGGCACUUCCACCAGAGCGAGGAGAUGCUCAGUAUCGUGAUGAACAGCCACGAGUUCGUGGAGACCGCCACGUCGGGGAACCCCGUGGACUUCAUCCCCAUCCUCCAGUACCUGCCCAACCCCCCGCUGCAGAGGUUCAAGGAUUUCAACGAGCGGUUCCUCCGGUUCCUGCAGAGAACAGUCCAGGAGCACUAUCGGACCUUCGACAAGGACAGCGUCCAGGACAUCACGGGGGCCCUGUUCAAGCACAGCGAGAAGGGCUCCAAGGUCGACGGCAGACUCAUCCCCCAGGAGAAGAUCGUCAACCUCGUCAACGACAUCUUCGGGGCAGGGUUUGAUACAGUCACGACAGCCAUCACCUGGAGCAUUAUGUACCUUGUGAAAAAUCCCAGGAUACAGAGGAAGAUCCAGGAGGAGCUGGACACGGUGAUUGGCAGAGCGCGACAGCCCCGGCUCUCGGACAGACCCCAGCUGCCCUACCUGGAGGCCUUCAUCCUGGAGACCUUCCGACACUCCUCCUUCGUCCCCUUCACCAUCCCCCACAGCACAACAAGGGACACGUCACUGAAUGGCUUCUACAUCCCGAAGGAACGCUGCGUCUUUGUAAACCAGUGGCAGGUCAACCAUGACCAGGAGCUGUGGGGUGACCCAUUUGAGUUCCGGCCGGAGCGGUUCCUCACUGAGGAAGGCGCCGCCAUCAACAAGAACACCAGCGAGAAGGUGAUACUCUUCGGCAUGGGCAAGCGCCGGUGCAUAGGGGAGGUGCUGGCCAAGUGGGAGAUAUUCCUCUUCCUGGCCACCCUGCUGCAGCGGCUGGAGCUCAGUGUGCCCCCGGGGGUGAAGGUGGACAUGACCCCCACCUACGGGCUGACCAUGAAACUCCCACACUGCCACCACGUCCAGGCCCGGCUCCGCUUCUCCAUUAAGUGACGGGCUUCCGCAGGCCAGGCGCAAGGGGUCCCGGGGGCCUCAGCCCUUGGUCCUGCCUCUCUUUGUAAUAGCCGCUUUCCUGAGAUGUGAUUCACACACCAUUCCAUGCACAGCCCUAAGCGCGCCAUGAAUGGCUCGUUUGUCCUCAGAGUUCUGCUGCCUCACAAUCAACCGUAGCACCUGCUCGAUGCCCACCAGAGAAAGCCCACACCCCCUAACAGUCUCCCAGUCCCUCGAACCUGCCUCUCCGACCCCCAACCGCUUGGUACCACCUUUCUGCCUCGAGAGAUUUGUCUGCUCUGGACAUCUCACAUAAAUGCAAUUAAACAAUAAA
Sorex araneus (European shrew) is the source of this 2002-nucleotide messenger RNA. RefSeq names its product cytochrome P450 1A2. Lineage: Eukaryota; Metazoa; Chordata; Mammalia; Eulipotyphla; Soricidae. The transcript is spliced from 7 exons. Bases 121 to 1668 code for a protein of 515 amino acids. Gene Ontology annotation, molecular function: oxidoreductase activity, acting on paired donors, with incorporation or reduction of molecular oxygen, reduced flavin or flavoprotein as one donor, and incorporation of one atom of oxygen; iron ion binding; steroid 17-alpha-monooxygenase activity. The record is from RefSeq and is a predicted model, not a curated record. Gene Ontology annotation, biological process: hormone biosynthetic process; progesterone metabolic process.